AUCCAUAGUAUAUGCUCCCUAUUUCAAAUUUCACAAGUUAAAGUAAUGUAAAAAAUCAUGCUAUGCUUGACAAGCAUUAAAAGAUAUACCUUCUUACCCGCCUUUUGGCUUUGGGUAAAAUACAUACGUGUGAUCAGCACUCUAUAUUUCUCGAGUGACAGCUCUCAGACUUUUGAUAACUUAGGUAACCUAAAAAUAAAAAAGGGGAGUCUAGCAAAAAUGUAAAUAAAAAUACGGAAGAAUACGGGAAUUAUGAAGAAAUACAAUCAAUUGCUGUUAUUAAUAGUUUCUAUAAUAAGUUUAUCAUUAUUCUUAAUCUACCGCCACGAAUAUAACAGAUUACACUACGUACUGGAGGUCUUUAAUUUCUUCGGUCAACCAUGCAACUUUUCUGAUCUGCAGAAAGCAGAUACAAUCCUGAAUCAACACGAUUGGGGAGCUACACCCGUCUGGCAGGAAAACGAAAAUGGAUACGUCUAUUCUGCUUUUCUUACUGGAAAAAUUGAGGUGAAAGCUAUAGCCCUACAAACUGAUGCCAAGUACCUACCAAGAAACUGCCUGCUGUGGUUUGAGGACAAGAAAAAGGCUGUACCAGGAAAGUUCAAGUUUUCCAAGAUCGGAAAUGAUGAUGCUACCGUUUUAACUGCAUAUUUUUAUAUGUGUUCUAUACCAAAUAUUGAAAAUGUACCAUAUGCUGUGUCAUUCAGUCACAAGAUUAAAAGGGAUAAUGAGCUUAAAAAGAUUAUGCUAACAAAUACUUUAGAUCACAAACUCAAUGUUAAUACGACUAUAUGUGUGUCACCUUCAAUUUUCAGUAAAAAAAGAUUUAUAGAAUUCAUAAGCUUCCAUAAACUGCUUGGUAUAGAUUCAUUCAUAUUUUAUGAUAGAGACAUCCCUCAUAGAUUGUCCAAAUUGAUUAUGAAUUUAUCAAAAAGGCUAGGUAUACAAGCCUCAUUUUUGCCAUGGAACUAUCCUAAGCUUGAAAGUACCUUGACACGCACCAUAGUUGAGAAUGAUUGCUUGCUGCGUACAUUUGGACAAUCUAAAUAUGUUAUAACACUAGAGAUCAAUGAAUACAUUGUACCUACAGGUGCAGAUAGUUUUGAUUCACUUAUAAGGGAAUUCAACAGUGAUUUCCAUAGGUUAAGCCUCCCAGUACAAAAGUUCUGCAUUAACAAUGUCAAUGUGGACAAACCAAUUGCUUUGCAAAAUUUUGAGAUGGCUAAUGAUUUCAAAUAUAAUGUAGUAAGGAAUAUUCACAGAAAUAUAAAUAGUGAUAAUAUCAUAUCUACUAAUGCUAUUAGUAAGGCACUAGCUUCAAUCCAUAAGUACGUCAAAUGCAAUUUAGAGCCAUUAAAUACUUCAACUGAUAAGAGCAUGCUGAAAUUUUCAACUGAUUUUGUUAGAUCUACUCUAGUGCAGCUGUUGAUUCAUGAACAAAUGUAGUAACCCUCUUGAAUUGCUCAAAGCUUAUGAUUUAGUACAUUAGAUGUGUGUUGUCAACAAGAGAAGGAGAGAAGAGACAUUUAUUAACUAGAAAUGACAAUUCUAUAAUGAAGAAACUCGUAAUUUUUCUGCUUUCUGCAUCUACACUUUUAUUAUAGAUAUUUAGAAUCACCUUUUGGAUUGAUAUUCCUAAAAAUAAUUGCAAAAGUGUUAUACUCAAUAAUCCUACAUUUGCUGACAACAUUCUUAGUACCAAAAAUUUAAAUGAAGCAUAAUGUGGGUUAUAGCAUUGGAGAUUAUGAAUGCAAUUUUUGGAAACUGUAUAUCAAUCUUCUACCUUUGAUUCACUAAUAUGUCUUUUGGAAAAAAAUAAUAGAUAUAAUUCAUUUCAUGUCAACUUUAAAUGUUACAACAACAGGUAUUAUAUACCUAAAACUGAGUUUGAAACAUUCCUUCAAUAUCUAGGUUCUGAUUAAUUUGUCAAGUUAUUCUUUCCAUUAUAUAAUGCUUCUAGGUGUAGAAAAUAUUAAUUAGUAUAGCCUUUGACAUCUUUUAGGCUUGUUUAGUAUCUAUCCUGAUCACAAUAAUAGAUAUGUGCCUGUUUUAAAAGGGACAAAAUUUGGUUGUUGUCUUAUGAAUACAAUUGUCAUUAAAAAGGUUUGGCAAUUCAAUUACUACAGUCUAAAUAGAAUAUAGGAAUCUCAUUUUUUAUCAUGACUAUCAUAUCACAACCAUUCUCUUUUUCUAUACAAAAUUGUUCUAAUGAAAUUAGGAUGUACUGACCAGUGUAGUAAUUUCACAGUUGAUUUGAAUUGCUAAUUAUUAAAUGUUCUCCAAUUACAACAAUAGCACCUCUGUAAAACUGUUAUAACAUUAGCCAUAUGAUAUAAAUAAUUUAAAAAAUUUCUCAGUUAAAUUUGUAGUCUUCAUUUCAUUGUUUAAUGUGUAUAUUACAUUUAAAUAAGAAUAUUUAUUGUGACUGA
Acanthoscelides obtectus is the source of this 2429-nucleotide messenger RNA. The record is from the annotation of a GenBank genome assembly. NCBI's taxonomy places the organism in Eukaryota, Metazoa, Arthropoda, Insecta, Coleoptera, Chrysomelidae.